CUUCAUGAAAAUUAAACUCAGUUUAUAAUGAUAAAUGUUCCAAGUGUGAUGAGAAGAAGGCAUGAAUUUAAAUUAAGAAUUCUGAUAAAGCGAAUAGUCGAAGAUAAAAAUAUUCUUUUUUCCACUUUCCAAACAGAACUAUAUAUAGAAAGCUAAGAGUUAAUCUGACAAGUGAAGUGAGAUCAUUGAAAGUUACAGCAAGACUGGUACUCUCUUAAGUUUUACCUAAAGAAUCUAUAGACACUGCUAUAGCAGCUGAUAAAAUUAAAAUUUUAUAAAGAAACAAAGUAAGAACCUUUUGCAGACUGUAAUUAAAUGUUUCAUAAGUAUAAUUAAAAAUAACAGAAACGAUUAACUCAAGAAACUGUUUGCGUGUACAUGAAUAUUUGAUUGGUAAAAGUGAUAUUUGUACAAUGUAUAAGGGUGUUGCUAAGCAGGAAUAAAUCUCACAUUAUUUUUUGUCAAUAUUACGUAAACGUUGAAGCGAAAUGGACAUAUUAGAGAAUCCUUACUAUAUUUUAACUAAAUAUAUUAUAAUAGUAUCUGGACAAAGUCAAUAUCAUCCAAAGUGGUUAAAAUUUUUGAUAAAAUCAUUCUUUUUCUUGACAAUAUUGUCUUGUAUUUUUGCUCUGGUAAUAUUAUGUUUUAUUAAAGUAAUUUUAAGAUAAAUAAUUAAUUACUAAAUAUAGAUUGCAGGAUUGAUAAAAGUAUUUGGGAAUAUUGAUUUAGUACUGGAGUGUAUUCCACCAGUAUGUUAUAGUUCAAUAAGUUUUAUUAUUUUAAUAAACAACAAUGUCCAACAAAAACAAAUGAAUGUAGUUUUUUUAAAAAUGCAAAGUGAUUGGAAAACGUUAACAUCAAAACAUGAUACCUAUAUUUUACACAAAUAUGGCAAAAGAUGUAAAUUGUAUAAUAUAGUUUAUAUUGUUGGAUUUUUUGGAAGUGUUACAGUUUACUUGUUUUCACGUACUAUUUUACUACUGAUUGGCUUUUUUAGAGAUAGUAGUGCACCUAGACCGAUUAUAUUUCUUUUGGACUUAGGUAUUGACCCAGAAAAAUAUUAUUAUUUGAUAUUGAUAUAUAGUCACGUAUGUAGUUACAUAACAACUACUUUGAAUGUAAAUGGAGCUAUGGUUUUUUCUAUGCUACUUGAACAUGCUUGUGGAAUAUUUGAAAUUAUUGGGCAUAAAUUGACUACUGCUCUUGAGGAACGUCGAGAAUACAAUAAUAAACUAAGUUUGAAAGAAAAUAUUCAUCGAGAAAUAAUACUUUGUGUGAAAAUGCAUAAAAGAGUUCUAUUAUUUGUCAAUGAUAUUGAGAAUUUCCUAUCAACUGCAUAUUUUUUAAUAUUUGGAUUUUGUAUUAUCGAUUUAAGCAUCACUGGAGUUCAGUUUGUGAUGUUUAUAAAUAAUGCCAGUGAAGCUUUAAGAUUUGGAUUUUAUGCAAUUACUCAAAUCUUUCAUAUUUUUCUUUUAACUCUUCCAACUCAACAUUUAUUGGAUACAAGCCUUUGUAUUUCUAGCUGCAUAUACAGUGCAAAUUGGUAUCAAUUGUCAUCCAAAAAUAAAAAGUCGUUACUUAUUAUAAUGAGAAAGGGCGCUGAACCUACAAAAUUUGUUGUUGGAGGAAUGUUUACACUUUCUUUGCAGUUUUUUACAAAGGUUCUUCAAACAUCAAUGUCUUACUUUACUGUAUUGAUGACUGUGCGACGAUAGAAUGGAACUUUUUAUUAUGCGACUUUCAUUUGAUUCUCCUUUUUUUUAAAUGUUUAGUGGUUGAUGAAGUACUUCAAGGAUUAAGUGUAGUAAAAAUAUAAUUAUUAGAUAUAAUUUUUGUAGCAUUGCCUAGUAAUAAAUUUCAGUUGUUUUGAAU
This is a messenger RNA of Leptopilina boulardi, 1872 nucleotides long. RefSeq names its product odorant receptor 42b-like. The coding region runs from base 810 to 1715 and encodes 301 amino acids. The transcript is spliced from 8 exons. Gene Ontology annotation, cellular component: plasma membrane. Gene Ontology annotation, molecular function: olfactory receptor activity; odorant binding. Gene Ontology annotation, biological process: detection of chemical stimulus involved in sensory perception of smell; sensory perception of smell. NCBI's taxonomy places the organism in Eukaryota, Metazoa, Arthropoda, Insecta, Hymenoptera, Figitidae. The record is from RefSeq and is a predicted model, not a curated record.